Neltuma alba is the source of this 771-nucleotide messenger RNA. Its product is annotated as 40S ribosomal protein S16. Lineage: Eukaryota; Viridiplantae; Streptophyta; Magnoliopsida; Fabales; Fabaceae. Gene Ontology annotation, molecular function: RNA binding; structural constituent of ribosome. The record is from RefSeq and is a predicted model, not a curated record. Gene Ontology annotation, cellular component: cytosolic small ribosomal subunit; ribosome. The transcript has a single exon. Bases 60 to 500 code for a protein of 146 amino acids. Gene Ontology annotation, biological process: translation; maturation of SSU-rRNA from tricistronic rRNA transcript (SSU-rRNA, 5.8S rRNA, LSU-rRNA).
UCGCGCAGUAAUUGCUAGGGUUUUGGAGAGACGAGAGGAGAGCAGGGAGCACAGCAGCAAUGGCUCAGGCGCAGCCAAUUGAACAAGUGCAAUGUUUCGGCCGUAAGAAGACCGCCGUCGCUGUGACUCACUGCAAGCGCGGCCGUGGGCUCAUUAAGAUCAAUGGCUGUCCGAUUGAACUUGUGCAGCCGGAGAUUCUCCGAUUUAAAGCCUUCGAACCCAUCCUCCUGCUCGGAAAACACCGUUUCGCCGGUGUAGAUAUGCGUAUCAGAGUCAAGGGCGGUGGUCACACCUCUCAGAUAUACGCUAUUCGCCAAAGUAUAGCUAAGGCUCUCGUUGCUUUCUACCAGAAGUACGUGGAUGAGCAGAGUAAGAAGGAGAUUAAGGAUAUUCUCGUUAGUUACGAUCGAACUCUGCUGGUCGCUGAUCCUAGGCGGUGCGAGCCCAAGAAAUUCGGUGGUCGUGGUGCUCGUGCCAGGUUCCAGAAAUCUUACCGUUGAGAUCUUUGUGCCGAACGAUCGUACCUAUACGGUUUUUUCUACAUUGAAUUUGAGUUAUCGGUUCAUGUUCUAUGCUGUGGAAAACUUUUGACAUCAACUUGUAGGUCUUUCGUUGUUGGCUUUUUCGUUUAUGAACCAGUGUGGCGCUUUUAUUCAUCUAACUUUAUAAUCCGAAUUCAAUACAUCUCAGGUAUGGUUUUGCCCUUCAGAAAUUCGAUGUUUGAAUCUAGCUGCUUUCAUUGUUGUCACCUUGGCAACAUUUCUUUUGAUU